UUUAUGCCCUGUGGUUACUAAGUGCUAGUCGUGCAAUCAAACAUAGCCUCCAAACAAAUGUUUCUACGUAUCGUUGAUAAAGCGUCCUUAACAAUGGCUGUUCAGUGACUCGAUUGUGAUAACUGUUGUAGGUACGCGAAGAAGAAUUAUCAAUAGGCGAUAACGUUUGAAUGGCAGCAAUAGUUUAUCUGGCGAUUACGGAUAGCCUCAAUCAUAAGGCUAAUUCACAGGAUAUCAGUGAAUCAGUCCGUUUAAAGUCAGACUGACUUUUGCUACUGUUCAGAUUAAUAGUCAUCCCAGUCGCAUACUCCGGCCAAGAUCAAUAUGAGCGCUAUUCGUGCUAUAUCUUCGACGAUGGCUGAAAUAGCAAGGGUGCAAAUCAACGAAGACACCAACCAAGUGGAUAGUCAUCUUUCAGUGAUAAGAUCAUGGCUCGUAGAGUGUAACUUGCAGUGUGGGCCAAUCGACGAUCAAUUUUUGAUGGCAUUUCUCCGUGGUUGUAAAUUUAGCCUCGAGAAGGCGAAGAAAAAAAUUGUGUUGUUUCAUAACAUUCGCUCCGAACUACCGCAAAUUGUUCAAAACAGAGAUCCAGUAAAUUUGGAAGUCUUACGCGUCAUUCGGAUGGGCGUUGCUGUUCCCCUGCCCAAGACAGAAAAAAUGUCUGAUCCAAAGAUAUUCUUGAUUCGUGUCGGACAAUUCAAUGUUUCUCAAUGUACGUUUGCAGAUGUAAUGAAGGUUGGCACAAUGAUCAACGAUAUUCUGAUGCGAGACGAUGAUCAGAUGGUGAUUUGUGGCAUGACUCUCAUAAUUGAUUUGCAAGGUGUUACUAGAAACCACUUGAUGCAUUUUGAGAUGAAUUUUCUAAAGAAAGUGGCAAUAUUGAGUCAGGACGCAUCUCCUCUUCGAAUGCAGGGCAUUCACAUCCUUAAUCCUCCUCCUGGUUUGCAGACAGCAAUGAGUAUUUUUAAUAGCCUACUUUCAGAAAAAAAUCAAAGCAAACGGAUCUUUGUACAUGGCCGUGAUCUUCCAUCGCUUUAUAAACAUUUUCCACCGACCCUCUUGCCGAAAGAGUACGGCGGAACUCUAGGUUCCGUAGAUGAUUUUGUACAUGAAUGGGAAAUGAAAAUGGUAGAAAACCGGACAUACUUAUUAGAGAUGGCGUCCAUUAGCGCUACCCAAAAAUCGCCUAUCAUAGUGGAAAAUGCAGGGAUAAAGAACGUAUCCGCAUUUGGUUUUGAGGGCAGCUUUAGAAAGCUCAAUUUUGACUAAGAUUGAUUUUUUGGCGAUGGUCAUCUCAGCAUAGGGUCCGUCCGUGCGGUUUGAGCUAUUCGUCUAGUUUCGUUAUAGAAUGAAUAACUAGGCAAUUUAAGGAAAAUGGAUUAUGGUUAUUGGUUUGUCUUUUGUAGCAUGAAAUAAAAAAAAAACAUCGUUCUGCAAGUAAACGAGUAAAACUAAA
Anopheles aquasalis is the source of this 1456-nucleotide messenger RNA. RefSeq names its product alpha-tocopherol transfer protein-like. The record is from RefSeq and is a predicted model, not a curated record. Gene Ontology annotation, molecular function: phosphatidylinositol bisphosphate binding. NCBI's taxonomy places the organism in Eukaryota, Metazoa, Arthropoda, Insecta, Diptera, Culicidae. Gene Ontology annotation, cellular component: membrane.